This is a messenger RNA of Cyphomyrmex costatus, 1144 nucleotides long. RefSeq names its product zinc finger protein 860-like. NCBI's taxonomy places the organism in Eukaryota, Metazoa, Arthropoda, Insecta, Hymenoptera, Formicidae. The transcript has 3 exons. Bases 166 to 1128 code for a protein of 320 amino acids. The record is from RefSeq and is a predicted model, not a curated record. Gene Ontology annotation, biological process: regulation of transcription by RNA polymerase II. Gene Ontology annotation, molecular function: DNA-binding transcription factor activity, RNA polymerase II-specific; RNA polymerase II transcription regulatory region sequence-specific DNA binding. Gene Ontology annotation, cellular component: nucleus.
AUUAUCUUUGCCGAUUGUUCCUUGGUUUUGAAGUAAGAGAGCGUCAUUAUUUCCAACAUCUGCAUGAAUUGCCAAAUUAGUCCUUGGGUCAUUCUCGUAAGAAAUUUUGGAUGAGUUGACAAGAAAAAGUAUUCAUAUCAUAUAAUUCUUGAAGUCGGAAAGUUGAUGGGACAACGUAUCAAGAAUGAAUCUAGUCAAGAAAAAUCCGAGAUGUACAAUCAUACGUUAGAGAUAAAAUCAAAUUCGACGAUAGGAAACUUGAUAAUCAAACAAAAGAAGAAAAAGGAAAUAUAUAAGAAAGUAUAUGAUGAAAACGUUGGAAAUAUUACGAUUAAUACUGAAAAAGAAAAAGGAAAGAAAAGUGAACGUACGAUAUAUAAAUGUCCUAUAUGCCAUGCGACUUAUUUUCUGCUCUGUAGAUAUAAAGAACAUAUAGUGAAGCACAGCGAUGUACAUCUUUGCAUGAUUUGUGAAAAAACCUUUAAAUGCAAGUCGGAUAUGAAUAAUCACAUGAAGAUUCACAGUAACGUUACGUAUACUUGCGAUCUAUGUGGUUUGAUCUCGAGAGUUUCGUUUGAUGCCCAUAUUUGGCGGGUGCAAAAGCGUGACUUUCGACGUUGCGAACAGUGCUACGUCAAGGGAUUUAUGUCAAAUUUUAAUCUCGAGGAUCACAACUAUUACAAGAAAUCAUACCUGGCUGCACAGAAACAUGUAAUUUAUGGGAUUCAGAAGUCUGCACUGAGACAACAUCGGUGCAAUCGUUGCAGCAAGAAUUUUAACUCAGAGAUCACUCUUCGCAAUCACAUGAGCCUGCACUCGGAGAAGUUUUUGUGCGCCAAAUGCGGUAAAAUGUUAGCGUCGAAUCAAGCAUUACAGCGACAUGAACUUACACAUACUGGUGAACGGCGCUACCAGUGCAUGUUAUGUUCGAAAACUUUCGCGAGAUACGCAUAUGUCAAGAUACAUAAGCUCAUUCAUACAGGCGAAAAACCAUACAAAUGUGAUAUCUGCCAACAAUAUUUCACGCAACGUAGCAGUGUGACGACACAUUGUCGCAAACGACAUUCCGGCAUCAAUGUUCCAACGUUACCGGACCACCACUAUUGCCGCUCAGUUGACUUGAAUUGAUCUGAAAGCCAAACUA